Molecule: messenger RNA, 1087 nt
Organism: Owenia fusiformis
Lineage: Eukaryota; Metazoa; Annelida; Polychaeta; Sabellida; Oweniidae
Source: the annotation of a GenBank genome assembly
CAUUUUUCUAACUCUUCAGUUCUUGGAGUGACCCAUCUUUCAUUUAUUUUUUUCGUAUACCAAAGCUAAAAAUAAUUUGAAAUGGGAUUUAUACAUAAAUAUGAACUAUUUGCACCUUUUGUAAUUACUACUACAUGUAUAUACAGUCAAUAUCACCAGUUAGUCUGUGAGAUCGGACCUACUCCUAUCGGUCAUGAUGUAUUUCUAGUUGUGGAAAUUGUAGAGUACAUUUACUGUACAGCUACUUCAUUUAAUGUACAACUAUUGUACAGUUCUUAAUUGUUUUACAGCUGGUUCAUAUGAAAUUACUGUUCGUUCAUUCAGUUACUGUACAUUUAAUCAUUUAUGUACAGCAUGUUCUGUAACUGAACAGUUCAAACACGAUGUACAGCACGUUCAUCAUUUGAACAUUCAUUUACUGCGCAGCUGUACAGUACGUCCAUCAAUUGUGCAUUCAUUUACUCUGCAGCUGUGCAGUACGUUCAUCAAUUGUUCGUUCAUUUAUUGCGCAGCUAUGCAGUACGUUCAUCAAUUGUGCAUUCAUUUACUUUGCAGCUGUACAGCACGUUCAUCAAUUGUGCAUUCAUUUUUUGCAGCUGUGCAGCACGUUCAUCAUUUGAACAUUCAUUUACUGCGCAGUUGUGCAGUACGUUUAUCAAUAAUUGUGGAUUCAUUUAUUGCGCAGCUGUGCAAUACGUUAAUCAAUUGUGCAUUCAUUUACUUUGAAGUUGUGCAUUACGUUCAUCAGUUCAUUCAUUUAUUGCGCAGCUGUACAGCACGCUCACUUUGUGUACAUGACGUUCAGUUUAUUGUACAACACUCUAAUUUAUUGUACAGCAUAUUCAUUAAUGUACACAAUGUCUAUUUACUGCAAAGCACAUUGUAUAGGCUACUGCUUAGAAUCCCCAUGUACUGUCAGACUGUAAACCAAUGUUUGUCGUGACGUUCGAAUGGACGUAUUCAUAGUUUUCUUAGGUGCGUAGGUCGUUUUGGAGCACUCUUGUGAGGAAUUACUCGAUCACUUGGAAACUGAAGGAUUGCAAGUAAAAGCUGUUUUUCAUAAAGGUCACAGUUUAGUAUAUUAUCC